AUGGCCUUCGCCUCGUACUCGCCCCACCGCGAGGCCGGCACCAUGCACCUGGACCUCCCUUCACCCACCUAUCGUCUGGACGGCACCCACUUCGCCCAUCUGCAGCAGCUGCGCCGUUCCCUAUCACGCUCACCUUCGAAACCCUCGCGCUUCCAGCUGCACAAGUCCGACUCACCACGCUCGCCCAUCUCUCCACUAGCACUCGCGCGCGCCUUCAGCCCCAAGGCACACAAGCCAACGAGUCCUAUCAAGACAUUUUUUGAAUCGCCUCUGGCACAGGCCGUGCCAGCCAAGAAGAAAUUCACUCUGCGACGACCCACCGCAAACUUCAAGGCCUCGCCGCGCGCACGACAGAAUUCAAAAAGCCCCCGUCGCGUCCUCGGCGACUCACCCACCGGCGCAAACUCCACAACACCCUUCUACACCCGCCCGACCGUCGGCCAAGAAAACGACACACCCGCACGCCCUUCCAGCUCGGAUUCCCUCGAGAGCAUGGACACGGACUGCAGGAAGUUUGGCUUGAACGACAAGCCCAUCAAGUUCGAGUUUGCGCACCGACGUCCGGAUCUCUCUCCGGGCCCCCCUGUAAAGUCGAGUCCUCUCAAGCGUAACGAUGGUGUUAUGAACCUGAGCGGGACACCCACUGGCUUCAGUCCUGUCGCUAAGCGGAGGAGCUUGCACAGCGUCUCGAACCUGGGAACCGAUUUCGAGAGUAUUUUCGACCGCAACAGCAUGCAUGCCGUACAAUCACCUAUGGAAGAGGAGGAGACGCAAAACGAGUUCGACUUUUCGACGCCUGCGAACCCGUCGCAAUCGCCUAUGCGCAGAGCCACGUCUCUUCGAAAAUCGACUGUGAUGCAGCGAAACGCGAAUUCACCACGACCGAAACCAGCUUUCGACGGCGAGUUUGCCAUGCCUGGCCUCGCAGCGUCCAAAUCGAGAAACCGCAUGUCGCUCGACAGCUCUCUUGGUCAAAGUACCACGCCCACGCAGACGCCCUUCCGCAAGUCCACCUUCGAUGCUGGGCGCAUGGGUUUGCCUACACCCUUCGUUCGCAGCACUGCCGGCGCAUCGCAACCGCACCCGUUGUCGCAUGCGCACACACCAUCUUCAACUACGUCAGGUCUCGGUGGGAUGACUCCCAUGGCACCGCCACGGGCACCCCACUUCGCAGCUCCACCUGGUCGGCCAAACCAGAGUCAUCAAUUUUCACGUUCUCUGCCAAUCGGCGUACCGCGCCCACACGCACCGGAAGGAGAACAUGACUCGUUUGACACGCCAUUCAAGUCUGUGCAGCAAGCCCCAGUUGCAUUCUCCACCGGUCUCAUGUCGAAGAAGAACCGCAAUGCGGACGAGCCCGCCAAUGUAUAUGUCAUGCCUGACACCCCGUCUAAGCGGCAGUCGUAUCCCCCUGCUCAGGCAGACAGGACUGAUGUCAUCGACACACCUCUCGUUAAGCGAGGUGGAAGUUUAUUUGGAGAUUUCAAUAGGCCACAACCUCAGUUCGGCACAACAAGCACACCCUUUAGCGCGCAUGUGUCAAAGUUCUCUACGGGAUCCUUUGGUAAAGGAACCAGCGUCUUUGGCAACAUGGGCGGAUCCCUUCAGCGCCGAGGCAGCAUGGUCAGCGUGGAUGGUGAUGACGACCUUCCUGAUAGCCAGUCGCCAACUGCCAACCGUACUAUGGUUGACACCGACGCGAGCAUUGACGAUAUGCCACCGACCCCUACAAAGGGACAUGGUGCAUCGAGUCGCCGCUCAAAGGAGAGCAGUCUCAGGCGCAAAACCUUCCGCUCCCGACCUUCUAUUGGUAACGAUACGUUUGCGGCCCCAGAAGUUGCCAAUGAUUUCAAUGGUAAGUCUAGUCCACACACAGUUGCGACAGCUUCACAUGACAAGAGUAGCUCGCCACCAUCACGUGGUGAGCAGCUUGACUCAAAGAACUGUACCUCCUCUCCCGCACAAGCUUCUCUUACUCGGACUCGGUUCUUGCGACGUACCAAGAGAUUGGGUCGUCCAUCACCGCUUUCGCGACAGAUACUUCGUACAACUGUUCUUCCCUUCAGUCGUGAGGCCAAUGCUAACCAGCUCCCAGCGUCCAUCAUCUCGUUCGGUUCAUCGUCGCCAGGUUCCCCACUCGAUUCCUCGUUCCAACCCGCUGAGACAAAUCGAUUGUCCAUCGCGGGUAACAGGCGCGGCUCGAUGAACUUCAACAGCAGUGUCAGCACUUUCCCUCCCGCUACACCAACCACGCCACGUGAUCAUUCCGUUUUCUUCGCUGAAGACAAGGGAGCUAUCCCCAUCGGUCUCACCAAGAACGACGUCGAUGAGGCCAUCAGCUCGCGCUUCCGUGAGGUCAAGGAGCUCGACGGUGGCGAAGGGGAGUUCUCCAAGGUCUACCGCGUCAGCCAGUCUGUGCAGGGCUCAACGCAGGACACUCCAGCUGGGAGUCAGGUAUGGGUCGUUAAGAAGUCGAAGAAGCCAUAUACAGGCCAGGGUGACCGCAACCGCAAGAUGCGUGAAGUUGACAUCCUCUAUGCUCUUCGGGGCAAUGACCACGUUCUGAACAUCAACGACCACUGGGAAGCCAACUCACACUUGUACAUCCAAAGCGAAUACUGCGAAGGCGGCAACUUGCGCCGCUUCCUCGACACUGUUGGAUACAGUAGCCGUCUCGACGACUUCCGCAUUUGGAAGAUUCUACUGGAACUGUCACAGGGACUUACCUUUAUACACCACUCAGGUUACAUCCACCUCGAUCUGAAGCCCGCCAACAUCCUGAUUGACUUUGGGGGUUCGCUGAAGAUCGCUGAUUUCGGUCUGGCCAGCUCUUGGCCUGCACCCAAAGGCAUCGAUGGCGAAGGCGAUCGCCACUACCUGGCGCCAGAAGCUCUCUGCGGCCGCUUUGACAAGCCCGCCGAUGUAUUCGCGCUCGGCAUGAUGCUGACUGAGAUUGCCGGCAACUGUGUUAUUCCCGAGAACGGCACCUACUGGACGAAGCUCAGGUCAGGCGAAUUCGAGCACGUACUCCCGAGCUUGACUUGGAGUGCCGAUAGCGGUACCCUGAGCCGCGAUGGCAACGGUGACCCGAUUCCCGAGAGUAACGUUUCUCUGGACACCUUCCUCAUGUCAGACACCGACAUCGAGCCCCAGUCCACGGUCCAAAUACGGGCAGCCUCAAGUCCGGAAGAGGACCUUGCCCGUGCCCCAAAGUUCAUGAUUGACUACACCGACCCCAAUACCAUGGACCAGGUAGUCAAAGCAAUGUUGCAUCCUGUACCAGAAGAGCGGCCAACAUCUGAGCAAGUCCUGCAGUGCUUUGGUUGCCAGUGGGUCGACUACAGGAGGCGAGCGGGAGCCACUGUAUACGAAGGCAACUUUGGACCAGGCGAGGAUAUACUGGCCACAUAUGCGCUCGAUGAUGCUGACGCUGACAUGAUGGACAUGAGCUAA
Messenger RNA from Ascochyta rabiei, 3453 nucleotides. RefSeq names its product Non-specific serine/threonine protein kinase. The record is from RefSeq and is a predicted model, not a curated record. The coding region runs from base 1 to 3453 and encodes 1150 amino acids. Gene Ontology annotation, molecular function: protein kinase activity; ATP binding. NCBI's taxonomy places the organism in Eukaryota, Fungi, Ascomycota, Dothideomycetes, Pleosporales, Didymellaceae. Gene Ontology annotation, biological process: protein phosphorylation. The transcript is spliced from 2 exons.